This is a messenger RNA of Phaeodactylum tricornutum CCAP 1055/1, 2027 nucleotides long. RefSeq lists its product with no specific name. Gene Ontology annotation, molecular function: protein-cysteine S-palmitoyltransferase activity. The record is from RefSeq and is a predicted model, not a curated record. Gene Ontology annotation, biological process: peptidyl-L-cysteine S-palmitoylation; protein targeting to membrane. Lineage: Eukaryota; Bacillariophyta; Bacillariophyceae; Surirellales; Neidiaceae. Bases 288 to 2027 code for a protein of 579 amino acids. The transcript is spliced from 2 exons. Gene Ontology annotation, cellular component: endoplasmic reticulum; Golgi apparatus.
CAGGAUUUCGUAAGUAGGGUCAAGGAAGACCAUGGAAACGUAGACGGAAACACUUUUCCUUCGAUUUUUUAGAUAGUUCCACAAGACCAUAGAAAACUUCUAGCAUCCAGGAACUUAUAUUGACCUGACGCAGACGAAAAGCGGGAUCGCAAUCGGUUUUGCAUUUACCGCAAUCAGGAGGAGUCCUGUGGCGUUCGGAUCAAUCGCACGGCGCCAAGCUUACCGUUGUCGUUUGGGUGCUGGUGGCGCACGAGGCCCCUCGUCGAAUUGCACAUUGACGAAACACAAUGGCGAGGCAAUUUCGAAGAACAAAUGGUUUGCACGGUCCCCAUACGACGGGUCAGAUCAGCGCAUGGAUUGCCCUGUUGGCAACCUUGGUGCAAUUUUUGCUCGUCGUUUCUCCAAUACUGCCGUUGGAAGCUUCCAUCCCUGUUACAGUUGUCUUUGUGGCCCUCGUGAGUGGUUCCUUUUACUACGGAUACCUUGCGCAGUUCAUUGAUCCAAUGGACAAGCACUUGCGUGUACAUCUGCAGGAAACGGAACCCGAAAACGUGGCACCGGCGGUGGCGUGUUGUGGUUGUUGUACUGUACCGCAAUUCCCUUCGCAUCAACACGAUACCGAGCAGCCCAUGGCGAACGAAGACAUGAAGCAGUGCUGGAUCUGCGAUACGCAGGUAUCGACGCACGCUAUGCACUGUAAAUUUUGCAAUAAAUGCGUUGGUCGCUUUGAUCAUCACUGCAUGUGGCUCAAUACGUGUAUUGGGGAAGCGAAUUAUCUCUACUUCUUUCGGACAAUGGUUUUUGUUUUUGUCAUGGAAGUCUACCACUUGAUUGUGCAGCUUGGGCUCUUGAUUGAUUCGUUCACCGACGGUGCGACGAAUCAAAGGGCCACGGAUUGGUUUCAAACCGGAACGGACAUUCCGGUGCACGUGUUGCUGAUUUUAUUUAUUCUGUUCAAUCUGCUGUCGCUCUUUUUGAUCACGCAAUUGCUCCACUUCCAUAUCGGGCUGCGGCGCAAGCAACUAACGACCUACCAAUUUAUUGUCGAGGAUCACAAAGGGCGACGCGAACGUGCCAAACGCGAAGGUCAAUUGGAUUCCAACCGAAUUGUUGCCGUGACGGAGGCACAGGAAAACGGUCAAACCUGUACCGCGUGGAAGUUGCAGUUGGGCGGAUUGUGUCGGCAAGCGGGUUGCACGCAGUGCGAUCCACUGGCUCUGUCACCUCCAGACAAGCCGGAAUCGGAAUCAUCCGAAGUAAACGCGCCAGAGAAUUUCAGUUCCGCUUUGGGAGAAAGGGAAAGCGAGUCUCAGUCGGUUGUGGCAGAAACCCCUUCGACGGAACAGCCUCCAAGAAUGGAGAAUCGCACCGAAAACGAGGGCGUGGCGUUUUUGAAAAUGAACGGCGUGGAGGAUCCCGAGGAAGCAUCGUCGUCUCGGGCUUUGGAGAACGAGUCGAAUUUCAGUUCCGCCUUGGGAGAAAUGGAAAGCGAGUCUCAGUCGGAUGUGGCAGAAGUCCCUUCGACGGAACAGCCACCAAGAAUGGAGAAUCGCACCGAAAACGAGGGCGUGGCGUUUUUGAAAAUGAACGGCGUGGAGGAUCCCGAGGAAGCAUCGUCGUCUCGGGCUUUGGAGAACGAGUCGAAUUUCAGUUCCGCGUUGGGAGAAAUGGAAAGCGAGUCUCAGUCGGAUGUGGCAGAAGUCCCUUCGACGGAACAGCCUCCAAGAAUGGAGAAUCGCACCGAAAGCGCGGGCAUGGCGUUUUUGAAAAUGAACGGCGUGGAGGAUCCCGAGGAGGCAUCGUCGUCGGGGGCUCUGCCAGAUGAAACGAUGACCGACGGCAGCAUUGAGCGAACGGAAGCUAAUGUCUCAAAAGACGUCGAUGUCGCACCAACCAUUUCUGUUGCGGAGGAAUCAGAUUUGGGUACAAAUCCUGCAACCGGACCAACCACCGAUGUCGACCCGUCAGAGGACGAGGGCAUCCGACAAGCUCAACAAAAAGAGCGCGCACAAAGGUAUUUUGCGUAG